AGAUGUGGGGUCCCGCAUGAAAGACCCCCUUAGCUUAUUCUUACCAGCUUAGGUUAAAAACUUCCCCAAGGUACAAACUUUGCCUUGGCCUUGAACAGUAUGCUGCCACCACCAAGUGCUUUAACAAAGAACAGGGAAAGGACCACUUGGAGUCCUAUUCCCCCAAAAUAUCCCCCCAAGCCCUACAUCCCCUUCCCUGGGGAAGGCUUGAUAAUAAUAUCCUCACCAAUUGGUACAGGUGAACACAGACCCAAACCCUUGGAUAUUAAGAACAAUGAAAAAAUCAAUCAUGUUCUUAAAAGAAAAAUUUUAUUUAAAGAAAAGGUAAAAGAAUCACCUCUAUAAAAUCAGCAUGGUAAAUACUUUACAGGGUAAUCAGAUUCAAAACAUAGAGAAUCCCUUUAGGCAAAACCUUAAGUUACAAAAAGACACAAAACCAGGAAUACACAUUCCCCCCAGCACAGCGAAUUUACAAGCCAAACAAAGAAAACCUAGUGCAUUUUCGAGCUAGAUUACUUACUAACUUUACAGAAGUUGAAGGGCUUGCAUCCUUGAUCUAUUCCCAGCAAAGGUAUCAGACAGACAGACAAAAACCUUUCUCCCCCCCGCCCCAGAUUUGAAAGUAUCUUGUCCCCUCACUGGUCAUUUUGGGUCAGGUGCCAGCGAGGUUACCUUAGCUUCUUAACCCUUUACAGGUAAAAGGAUUUUGCCUCUGGCCAGGAGGGAUUUUAUAGCAUUGUAUACAGAAAGGUGGUUACCAUUCCCUUUAUAUUUAUGACAAGGGGCCUGAAUUCAUCCCUGCUGUAAUUCUACUGAAGACACGGGGGAACUGAGUCAGGGUGUUCUUUAAUAAUGGGUCUCUUUCAAGGGUACCUGGCUUUGGAAGAGCUACGGGACGAGGACGACGUGAGACUACAUCAAGGCUUGUCUACCUUCAAAACACACUGCAAGACCCAUCUGUUUACCAAAGCCAUACAGCUUGACAAGCCUGCCGACGGACCAUGGACACGUUCCAGGAUGUGUUCCAGAAGGUGGAGAAGAUUGGGGAAGGCACCUACGGAGUGGUGUACAAGGCAAGGAACAAACGGACAGGCCAGCUGGUGGCUCUGAAGAAGAUCCGUCUGGAUUCGGAGACAGAAGGGGUUCCGAGUACAGCAAUCCGAGAAAUCUCUCUGCUCAAAGAGCUUAAGCAUCCAAACAUUGUGAGGCUUCUAGAUGUUGUGCACAGUCAGAAGAAGCUGUAUCUGGUGUUUGAGUAUCUGAAUCAGGACUUGAAAAAGUACAUGGACUCGUCUCGGACAGGGGAGCUCCCGUUAAGUUUGGUAAAGAGCUAUCUGUUCCAGCUGCUGCAGGGUGUGAAUUUCUGUCACUCGCACAGAGUCAUUCAUAGAGACUUAAAGCCUCAGAAUUUGCUUAUCAAUGAAGUGGGAGCCAUCAAACUGGCAGAUUUUGGUCUGGCUAGAGCCUUCGGGGUUCCACUGCGGACUUACACUCACGAGGUGGUAACCUUAUGGUACCGGGCCCCCGAAAUCUUGCUGGGAUGUAAAUACUAUUCGACUGCAGUGGAUGUCUGGAGCAUUGGCUGUAUCUUUGCAGAAAUGGUGACAAGAAAAGCCCUGUUUCCGGGGGAUUCUGAAAUUGACCAGCUCUUCCGGAUUUUCCGCACCCUGGGCACACCCACCGAGGCAGCGUGGCCGGGGGUGACCCAGCUUCCCGACUAUAAAGGAAACUUUCCCCGGUGGGCGAGAAAAGAGAUGAAGGAGAUCAUUCCGAACUUGGAUCGGGAUGGGCGAGACUUACUGGCGCAAUUGCUACUGUAUGACCCCGACAGGCGCAUUUCAGCCAAGGCAGCCCUGAACCACCAGUACUUCUUCUGGCAAAGCCCCCGCGACCCCAAAGACCAGCACGUGCUGCAGAAACACUGCAGAUGAAAGGAUGCAGCGCCCCCUGGCCUCCUGUAUUUCUGAUGCUGAGCUCUGUGCAUCAGUGCAUUUUCCCUCUCUGGUGGCUGAGCAAAGAGGCUGGCUGGGGUUGAAAUGCCUCCGUAUUACAAAGGAAGCUGGAGGGAAGUGUUAGUUCUCAUUUAGACAGAGGUGUUUGGAUUCUAUCAGCCCAUUGCUGGGGGUAUGUGUUAGGGCCGUUAGAGCCUUCUUGAGGUAGUUGUUACAUGUGAUAGGGACGGGCCUGAGGGCACCAUCCAUCAGCCUGCAAUACUGACUGGGGGACACUAAAUUCUCACACUAGAGAGCAACUUCAGAAUCCUUGUCCCCUUGGCUGGGAGCGUAGCAAAAGUGAUGGUUGGUGCAAUGUAGAUUGCCUGUCUUUACAGCACCCAGUCCUGGCUGUAGUUCAGAUAGCCCAUUGCAAAGAGAUUUGUCAGCUUCCCUCCCAGCAUCAGGCAGUGCUUGACCUAAAGCAGCCGGGAGAGUCUCCUGCAGACAGCCAGGAGUGCCGCUGUUUAUUGCUAUUAAGAAGAAGAGGGGCUGUUAGUAUUAGAUAAGUCUUUGUAUUCAAUUGUUUAAGAAUUUUAGAGUUUUAAUUCCGAGUUAAACAGCAAGUGAAAAUAUCGUAAGAACGAUCUUCAUCGUGCGCGAAAGAGAAGCCAAAGGCUCCCACGAUGGCAACGUGUGAAGUCACACAGUUCUGGAGAACAUGCCCUUUUGCUGGCCAAACAAAAGAAGUUGAGUCACUUGGGUGGCUUUGAAAAUAUUUUACUGUUUAUCUUCCGAGCGAUUUAGCACCAGUUUUUGAUGCAUUUGUGGGACUUCUCUCCUCCAGUAAAGAAAAUAAACACUG
This is a messenger RNA of Caretta caretta (loggerhead turtle), 2796 nucleotides long. It is a transcript of the gene CDK3, whose product is annotated as cyclin dependent kinase 3. The record is from RefSeq and is a predicted model, not a curated record. NCBI's taxonomy places the organism in Eukaryota, Metazoa, Chordata, Testudines, Cheloniidae. Gene Ontology annotation, molecular function: cyclin binding; ATP binding; cyclin-dependent protein serine/threonine kinase activity. Gene Ontology annotation, biological process: protein phosphorylation; regulation of gene expression; signal transduction. Gene Ontology annotation, cellular component: cytoplasm; nucleus; cyclin-dependent protein kinase holoenzyme complex.